Dendroctonus ponderosae (mountain pine beetle) is the source of this 983-nucleotide messenger RNA. RefSeq lists its product as uncharacterized. The record is from RefSeq and is a predicted model, not a curated record. The transcript is spliced from 4 exons. Lineage: Eukaryota; Metazoa; Arthropoda; Insecta; Coleoptera; Curculionidae. Bases 185 to 664 code for a protein of 159 amino acids.
CUUGCAGUUGCUAUAUCACUAUCCUCAUAUGGGCGAAAAAGUGUUCACACUCCAAAUAAUCGCGAUCACCGUACACGUCCGCUCGCUACAGUGUACCGACACGUAUGUUGUUUAAUUUAUUUGCAUUUUAUUACAUUGAUGAAUGAUWUACAUUUUUGAGAAGAAAUCCCGAAAUUAGCUGAUUAUGGAAACAUGCAAGGAAGACACAAUGUUAGUGGACGAUAUUAAUUUCUCUGAGCUGAAUAUCAACACAUUAAAUGAUAAGAAAAGGUCCGACAGUGAAUCGUGCAAAUCAGGUACAUCUAUUGAAUUGAGGCGAUCAACAAGGAAAAGAAUCAAACCACUGUUCAAUGCGGACUUAAUUGAGUCGUCCAAUGACAAUGCCAAGAGAAUGAAGCAACAAACCGUUAACAAUACAGUAAAAAUGACAAACACAUCAUUAGAAACAAUAUUUGAAGAACCACUAGAUAAUUUAGUAAUGAGCAAAAGGAAAUUGAGAAGGUUUAUUAAGUUUGCCCCACAAUGCUUGAGUAGUAAAGUGGUAAAGCGUAGAAAAAAGUCGAAGACUUUAAAAACCACUUUUCGGAAAGCCACGAAAAAAGCAGCUGCAGCAGCGGAAUUGCUACUGGAAAAUAAACUGAGAGAAUUGGAAAACUGUGGUUGAUGCUUAUAUUAAGAAUCAGGCUACAUCUGGGGGGAAUUUGUGUGUCCUUUCCGGUAUAAAACUACAUAUUUUUCCGGGAUAAACCCGUUCCCCCAAAUUUUAACAAAAGAUUAAAUUAAUCGCUAAUUAUGCAACAAUUUUGAAAAAUUAUAUGAAAGAAAAUCGCGACCGCCAAAAAUUGUUUAAUACUAUUUUGAAGCCGACCUACUUUUCUAUACCAUCAAGGUCGCACCGUGGUGACAAUAGCUACUCUAACAAGGUGUAUUAAUUAUAUGUAAUCUUCCAGAGGUAAAUAUUUGUUGUUCGGGAAAAAUAGACU